AUGAAUUACUAGAUAAUUAGCAUAAUUUUCUUGUGCGCAAUCAAAAUAUGUUUUUGUUCUCAUUGUAAGCCAAAUUAAAUUUAUUCUUUAAUAGAUUAAUCUUGUCAUUAGUGUUCAAAUUCAUGUAACACUUGCUUUAAUACGAGUGAAUCUGCAUGUGUUACUUGUGAGGAUAAUCUUUUUAAGAGCUCUGAUGAUAGUUCUACUUGUGUACAAAAAUGUUCAAAAGAUGAAUUUUUAAAUGAAAAUUUAGAAUGUAUGAAGUGUUAAGUCUACGGAUGUGCUAAAUGUGAUACAAGCUAAAUAUGUAAUUAAUGCGACUAAUAAUUUAACCUUGAUAGAGCAAAUAAUCAAUGUAUUUUAAUGAAUAAUGUUUGCCCAUUUUAAACAGAUUUUAUUUAGGGACCAUCAAACCUAAAAUAAUGCAAUUAAGAAUGUCCAUAAAGCUUUUAUUAGAACAUGGAAGCACAAAUUUGCGAAGAGACUGUAAAAUGUAUUUAAAUUGAAGAAAGCUAAAGGUUUUCUUUCACUUAAAGGGUUAAAUAAAUAUAGCCAAUUAAUGAGGAUUAAUAUUUAGUAGAAGGAAAUGCUUGUACUUUUGCUCUAGUAGAUAAUAACUGGAAGGUGAUUAACAUAUAAAUCCUUUAAAAUAUAACAAAUUAUGAUUAAAUAUAUACUUUCGGAGGAAUAGAAACAAAUAAUGAAAGUUUUAUUAUUGGAAAUUAAGGAGGAUGCGUUUCUGGCAGUAAAUUGUUGGUGAUGAAUUUUUAAACAUUUGAAGUUGUAUUUGAGAGUAUUACAACAUUUGAUUACUUUGUUAAGUAUGUAGACUAAAAAAAUCAAAUUGUUUUUAUGCUAUCAUAUUACUCAGAUAACCUUUUAUGGUAUGAUGCUAUUAACAAAAGUUUAAACUAAUAUCAGAUAGAUAUAACAUAAUACAAUGAUUUCUUUAUUUUGACUUCCGUUUCUCCUGCUUUAGUAUCUUACUCAUUAGAAAUUAUAAAAAUCGAUAUUAAAUAAGAUUUAAUAUCUUUAGUUUAAGUUAUAUAACAAUUUGAUGGGUUAAGCUUAAAAUUAUGUAAAUUAUUUCAAACCAUUAGAUUAAUCAUUUAUAACUAACAUAUCAACAAUAACAAAUAUGAUAAUUCAUAUGGAUUAAAAAGUAAUGGAUGUCUUCGUUACUCAAAUUCUUUCUCAGUACAAUGA
Messenger RNA from Tetrahymena thermophila SB210, 1206 nucleotides. RefSeq names its product zinc finger protein. Lineage: Eukaryota; Ciliophora; Oligohymenophorea; Hymenostomatida; Tetrahymenidae. The record is from RefSeq and is a predicted model, not a curated record. The transcript is spliced from 3 exons.